CAUCCGUUUGGGAUCCUAAGCUCAAAUACAGCAAACAAUGCAGUAGAAUAACAAGCCAAAGUCUACCUCUGAAUGGAUAAAGAAAAUAAAGGUUUUUGCGUGUCCAAAAAAACAGAACAGUAGAAAAAUGGAAGAAAUCUUUAUUUGGCUGGCGGUUCUUCAUCCCAUCACAUCACACAUUCUCAGGGGUUUCACUCACUCAGUUAUAGUAGCUCUGUCCGUCUGCACAGCGGCCGCUUCAGACUGGCCUGGCAACCUUUGUCAAAGGCGACAAGCAGCCAAAGCCAAUGGUAAGCACAGCGCAGGGAUUUUAGAGCUGCAGACCUUGCACUGCUGCUGCGCUGCCCUUCAGUAUCGAGCCGAGUAUUUCAAGGGAGGAGACGUUCCCGUACACGGAGCCCCAAAGCCAGCGAUGCCCGGAUCCUCACCGGCCAGCAGCAAGGCUCGGGUAUACACCGACGUCAACACACAGAAGAACAGAGAGUACUGGGACUAUGAUGCACAUGUGCCAAACUGGAGCAAUCAAGACAACUAUCAGCUUGUGCGUAAACUGGGCCGAGGGAAGUACAGCGAGGUGUUCGAGGCUAUUAAUGUGACAAACAAUGAGAAGGUCGUAGUCAAAAUCCUCAAGCCUGUCAAGAAGAAGAAGAUCAAACGGGAAAUAAAAAUCCUUGAAAACCUGCGAGGAGGAACCAACAUCAUCCGUCUGGUGGACACUGUCAAAGACCCAGUGUCCAGAACACCAGCGCUUGUCUUUGAGUACAUCAAUAACACAGAUUUUAAGGAGCUGUACCAGAAGCUGACAGACUACGAUAUCCGUUAUUACAUGUAUGAGCUGCUUAAGGCUCUGGACUACUGUCACAGUAUGGGGAUCAUGCACCGGGAUGUGAAGCCCCACAACGUGAUGAUUGACCACCAGCUAAGGAAGCUUCGUCUCAUCGAUUGGGGUUUGGCUGAAUUCUACCAUCCUGCUCAGGAAUACAAUGUCAGGGUAGCAUCUCGCUAUUUCAAAGGCCCUGAGCUGCUAGUGGACUAUCAGAUGUAUGAUUACAGUUUAGAUAUGUGGAGUUUCGGCUGCAUGCUGGCCAGCAUGAUCUUCCUUAAGGAGCCGUUUUUUCACGGCCAGGACAACUAUGACCAGCUGGUCCGCAUCGCAAAGGUUCUCGGCACAGACGAGCUGUUCGGCUACCUGCACAAGUAUCACAUAGAACUAGACACACGCUUUAAGGACCUGCUGGGACAGCAAUCCCGGAAGCGUUGGGAGCAGUUCAUCCAGUCAGAGAACCAGCACCUGGUGAGUCCGGAAGCCCUCGACCUGCUGGACAAGCUGCUGCGCUACGACCACCAGCAAAGGCUGACGGCCACUGAAGCUAUGAGGCAUCCAUACUUCUAUCCAGUGGUGAAGGAACAAGCAAACGCCAACACUGAAGGCACAAAGGCAAUAAGCAGCUCCAAUGCAACAUGAUAACCAGACAGCAGGACAAAUCUUUUUUCUUUUUUUUUUACCUCAACUUACAACCUUUUCUUGGCAGAAACCUCUGCUUCCACAUCAACAGCCAUACUGGAGCAAGAUGUCAGUUUUUUGCAGCACACACACAUUUACACACACAAACUCAACAAACGAACUGAACUUCUCCCAUCAAAGCCAAGGGAACCUGCAGUCCCAUUUGACCGGAUCUGACGUCCGUUUUUAAACAGUGACUGUCGUCGGAUCAGAACCCAGCCUCAUCGUUGCGGCAGCCGGAGAUCCAGUUCCAGGUUUUAGCACUGACGUGGAGGCUCUUUUCUGCUAUGAUAGAACAAAAGUUAUAUUGAAAGAGAAUAAACAGUUUUUAUUUAAAA
Cyprinodon tularosa is the source of this 1842-nucleotide messenger RNA. RefSeq names its product casein kinase II subunit alpha'-like. Gene Ontology annotation, biological process: protein phosphorylation; regulation of chromosome separation. The record is from RefSeq and is a predicted model, not a curated record. Lineage: Eukaryota; Metazoa; Chordata; Actinopteri; Cyprinodontiformes; Cyprinodontidae. The transcript has 13 exons. Gene Ontology annotation, molecular function: protein serine/threonine kinase activity; ATP binding. Gene Ontology annotation, cellular component: cytosol; protein kinase CK2 complex; nucleus. Bases 128 to 1465 code for a protein of 445 amino acids.